AUGCGAACCUUUAAAUCGUCGCCAUCGAUUAUUUCGCCGAACGUUUGUUUGCUUUUCCAUUUGCUUACAUACCAAAUAUUUUUAUUGGUAUCAAGCUCGCAAACAUCGUCGUCGUCGACGGCGAAUAAUUUUCAAGUUCGCGAUAAAAAUUUAUCUCAAAUUAGAAGAUGUUGUCAUCCGAACUACGAAUUGCUGCAUGAUCGAACGGGAAAUAACUAUUUUUGCGGGAAAUUGACACAAAAUGAGGCGAAAAUUGACUUUUUCAACCUUGAAAGUGAGGAAAUUUACGGAAUUCCCGAUUGUGGAAAAAAUUUCGAAGCGAAUUUCAAGUGCUUGGAUGUCUUGAAGGGACGUCCCGUGGAAGUUUUUUGUGCGGAAAGUCGAAAUAAUGGAAAAAUUUUCGGUGUUAUUAGUCAUCGCACGUAUCGGACAAUGAGAAAAUGUUGUCCCUUUGAUAAAAUUUACGAUUCAAAGGAGAAAAUUUGUGUUUCGAGUAAUAUUUCAAAGGAAAUUAUCAGUGAAAAUUUAUCACGAAUCGGUUCAAAUUUCAUCUCGAACUCGAGUUUUAAUUUGUGUCCCAUUAACGAAGUUGUACUCGAAAAAAGUCACCCAAUAAAUAUCACAAAAUUCGAUUAUUCCACGGAUUUUUGUCUGGAUCUCGCUUCUGAUGACGAAGGAAAUCUUCAUUGGAUCACCCAUUCUUGUCAUUCGCCGAAAAUUUGUUAUUUUGUGCCUUGCGUUCGGAAAUGCUGCAAAUUUGGAGAUAUGAUUAUUCGAGCAAAUGGCAGUUCGAUUUGCGUUCCAUUUCAAGGAAGCAUCAAAACCGACUUUCACAGCGUCGAAAAUUGGUUGGCGACGGAACAAGCAAUUCAAAAAGUUGAUGUGAACGUUCACGGCAUCCUUCAAACGCAAUCAUGUCACAGAUACCCACUUGAUCCCGAUUUCCCCGAAGACGCGCAUUACUUCGAGCACACAAGCGGCAAUUUGUACUUGAAUUCUACCGAGACCCCGUUCAAAAACGACAAUUAUUGUCGCGAAAUGGUGAAUAGCACUCUAAUGACGUUCGUUUGUGCGUUGGAACCUCCUUCAAUCAACUACUUUUACGUCGUUGGAUUCGUUUUGUCUGCCAUCGGAUUUGCAAUGACAAUUGUGGUUUACUUGUGUUUCAAGCAGCUCCAUGGAAAUUUGCAUGGGAAAAUUGUCAUGUGCUAUAACGCGUGUUUCCUCAUCGCUUAUUUGAUACUUUUGACAACGACCUUUAUCUACAGUCAUAGUGACACGUUUUCGUUGCGUUGCAGGAUUUUUGGAUAUACUCUUUACUUUACAUUUAUUUGUGGAUUUGUUUGGAGCAAUAUUUUGUGUUUCGAUAUUUGGUUAACGAUUGUAAAAGGAGCCACGAGAAAUUCCAAGCGAUUUUGCUUUUAUUUCAUUUACGCCAAGAUUGUUUCGGGUACUUUGGUGACAAUUCUCUACGCAGCUCGAAACACAAAUUUGCUCCCUUAUAAAUGGAGACCGACUUUCGCCGAAGAUAAAUGUUGGUUUGAUCCUGUGAGGGACAGCACGUCGUUUGUUUUGUAUUUUAUCACGCCAUUGGGCAUCAUGAUCGCCAUCAACUCAAUUUUUUUCGUUCUUACGGCGAUACAUUGCAACAAAGUGAAGCGUGAAAUUAUGAGAGUGCAAAAAUCAAGUAUUCGGGAAAAAAGGAGGAGACUUUUUAAAGUCGAUCGAGCCAUAGUUGCCAUGAACUUAAAACUCUUCACAGUAAUGGGCGUGUCAUGGAUUCUCGAAGUAAUUUCAGCGCUCGACUACAAAAAGCAUUACUUCGUUUUAUGGCAUUUGACGGAUGCGUUCAACGCUUUUCUUGGAGUUUUCGUUUUCCUCGUUUUCAUCUGCAAAGGACGAGUUUUCAAGCUAAUCAAGAAACGUUUAGGAAUUCAGGAGGAAGUUGGUCCCAUGACGAGAACCACAAGUGCCUCUUCGCGAAAAUUCAACACGAUCGACUCGAAGAAGGGAAUUGCGGCAGUCAUGGCUUUGCAACCGCUUGAAAAAUAAUUUUUAUUUUGCUUCAAUGAAGAAAAAAAAGAAAAUUUAUCCGCUUAACCGACUUUUAAUGAGAAAAGUUGAGCAUUCCUAAAAGUGUUACGAAGCCUAGUCAAGUCAAGCAAAAGUUAAGUUAAUGAUAUGAAUAACAAUAAAUCAGACAACUAAACAAUUUUUAAUUAUCAUUGAAGCUUCAAGUGUUUCUUAUUGUCGUUUUGCGAUGAACAAAAAUUACGUUAAAAUUAAAUGGAGAUAAAAGAUGAAUGUGACGGAAGUGCU
This is a messenger RNA of Culicoides brevitarsis, 2319 nucleotides long. RefSeq names its product probable G-protein coupled receptor Mth-like 3. Gene Ontology annotation, cellular component: membrane. Gene Ontology annotation, biological process: G protein-coupled receptor signaling pathway; cell surface receptor signaling pathway. Gene Ontology annotation, molecular function: G protein-coupled receptor activity. Lineage: Eukaryota; Metazoa; Arthropoda; Insecta; Diptera; Ceratopogonidae. Bases 1 to 2052 code for a protein of 683 amino acids. The record is from RefSeq and is a predicted model, not a curated record. The transcript has 7 exons.